CACUAAACAGCUGUUCAAAUUUCGGCGGCAUUUCAUUUCAUAAACAAUUGUAAAUAUUUUUAACAAAACAUGGUAAAAACUAAAAGAAAUGCCCAGAAAUUUGGCAUGCAUCCGCGGAAUGUGUUACGCCAGCCGCCUGACUACACCAAAUUGGCCAUUAAAUACAAGGAUUUUCGCGGAGAGUGCGAAUUGGAACUCAAUGGCAAAGUCUCUGUGAAUUUUCGCAAUGAAAAGACCCUGCGUGAGCUGACCAAAAUGCUGCUAAAAGAAUACUACGAUUUAAAUGUGGAUUUUGCACCUGGAAGUUUGGUGCCCACUUUGGCCCUCCGUUUAAAUUACAUUUUAUGGCUAGAGGAUCUAAUGGAACCCCUAAAUUUAAAGGACAUAAGGGGGAUAGAUAUAGGUUGCGGUUCCUCCUGCAUUUAUUCCCUGCUGGGAGCCAAGAAAAAUGGCUGGCACAUGUUGGCCCUGGAAUCAAAACCCCAAAACAUCGAAUACGCCAGGAAAAAUGUGAGGAAAAACCAGCUGGAGAGCCUCAUAGAAGUCUAUGCCCAGCCAGAUAAGAUGAGCAUAUUCAAGAGCUAUUUCGAGAAGGACCAACAAGAGCUACAGUACCACUUUUGCCUGUGUAAUCCCCCUUUCUUCGAUUCCAACUUGCCAAAUCCCUUUGGCGGUAAUACCAGGAAUCCCGAAAGACGACCUGCACCGAAUAAUGCCCGAACUGGAAGCCAGGAGGAACUCACAUGCGCGGGCGGCGAGGUGCAAUUUGUGCAACGCAUCAUAGAUGAAAGUCUGGAGAACAAGCUGCGCGUACGAAUCUUUACCACAAUGCUGGGCGUCAAGGCCAAUGUGCCAAGGAUACUGGACUACCUAAAGGAGCGGCAGGUGACAAAUGUCAGCACCACGGAAUUCCACCAGGGACACACCACUCGCUGGGCGGUGGCCUGGAGCUUCCAUGCGGAGCCGCUAAGCCAGGAGACAUCUUGUAAUUAAGUUACACUUUAGUCUUUAUGGGUAACUUUAUAGUUGGUUGUAGCUCUGUGCGUGAAUAGGUUUUUAUUUUCAGUAGAAGUCGUUAAAGUUUCGUAUUAAAAAUAAUGAAAAUCUUUUGUAAUGUCUUGCAAAAAGUUAAACAAACUUACGUAGCUUACAUUACUUAAACUAGUGUACUUCUUCUAGUGCCUAAUCAAAAAAGAAUAAGAAAAGUAAAUCUCUUUACCUAAAUUUAACACCUGGAGCUUAAAAACUUGUAUAUAACCAACUAGUUUUUAAUCGUUCAAAGUAACCUAGGACUUAAAAUAGUUUAAAAGUAAACACAUUCUUUAAGACGUAUUAAAAUAUUAGGAAAAUAUGAAUUCUUAGAAUGUUUAAGUUUAAGCGUCAACGCAGUACGUUGAAUAAGGUUUUAAAAACGCGUAUAAUCAUUUUCAAUAUAACGAGUGAAACUAUCUUCCUUUAUCAGCUUUUGAGAAA
Messenger RNA from Drosophila subpulchrella, 1473 nucleotides. RefSeq names its product U6 small nuclear RNA (adenine-(43)-N(6))-methyltransferase. The coding region runs from base 70 to 993 and encodes 307 amino acids. Gene Ontology annotation, cellular component: nucleus. Gene Ontology annotation, molecular function: nucleic acid binding; 23S rRNA (adenine(1618)-N(6))-methyltransferase activity. Gene Ontology annotation, biological process: rRNA base methylation. The record is from RefSeq and is a predicted model, not a curated record. Lineage: Eukaryota; Metazoa; Arthropoda; Insecta; Diptera; Drosophilidae. The transcript has 4 exons.